AUGGGAAUCAUCGAGCAACAGAAUGCCGCGAUUGGCAAUGCGGUACUCGAUAUUAACGAGUAUCCUCAACUUCGGCUGACCGCAGCGGCUACAGAAAGCGGAAGAGAUGUUCAUGAGGCCGGCGUCGAACAGACCUGGAAAUCCGCACUUGUACUUCUCCCAGCCAUGCAGUGGAACUUCAGCUCUGAGCGAAGUCCCUCCAGGAACGACUUCUUGCCUGAACUUCAAGACGUGGUCGAUGCUUUCAUCGACAGCCUCCUAGACUCUGCAGCGGACUCGGGGCUACGCACUUGUUUGAAUGUGCAACUGGCUUAUCUGUACGGUAACACGCAAGAACUGGAGUCUCGCGACUUCGCGUAUCGCCUAUUGUACGAGCACCGCCAGUACCAUUACGACAUCUGCGCCGGCAUGAGUUACGGCACAGUGCCAUUUGUUGAGCACCAGCGCAAAAUCAGGCAAGCUUUGAGAGACGGAACUCUUGAGCUGCAAGAGUGUUCGGCUGCUCGCGACGACGAAGGCUUGUUCAGGGAAGCCGCCGAGGCGCGCUUGCUUGCUUCACUUCCGCCAGUAUUAGUCAGUGACAGCAAGUCCGAUGAGGAAGAUGGUUCCGGCAUAUCGAUGGACGAGCGAGAAGACUCAUGA
This is a messenger RNA of Fulvia fulva, 642 nucleotides long. RefSeq lists its product as uncharacterized. The record is from RefSeq and is a predicted model, not a curated record. NCBI's taxonomy places the organism in Eukaryota, Fungi, Ascomycota, Dothideomycetes, Mycosphaerellales, Mycosphaerellaceae. The coding region runs from base 1 to 642 and encodes 213 amino acids. The transcript has a single exon.